Molecule: messenger RNA, 387 nt
Organism: Argiope bruennichi
Lineage: Eukaryota; Metazoa; Arthropoda; Arachnida; Araneae; Araneidae
Exons: 2
Coding region: 24-338 (104 amino acids)
Source: RefSeq, a predicted model, not a curated record
UGUGUUUUUUUCUGUCUCGUGACAUGUUCGGAAGAGAUGCAAAUUACCUACCCAGUGAGGUUGCAGUACUUGACUCCACCAUUAAAAAGCGGCUCGAUUAUGGGACUUUUUGGAGCCGGGAAAAGCAACAACAAGGUGACUUAAAUCUGCUUCGAUACGCCCGUCUGCCCUUGGGACGGAGGUCAGUUCAGCCCGAAGGUCGACGGCAGCCCCUUGCCACAGAAGAGACGGAUGACCUUUCCAGAAACAGCCAAUCCCUCGAAACCAUCCUCAGAAAUCAGAAAGGAACCCACUGCACAUUUUGGAAAAGGAUAAAGAUUUAUGUCCGAAUAAGGUGAAAGACAAGGUGAACUGAAAUGAUACGACUGCGAUAUCAUGUAAUUUGAC